CCUGCCAUUCUUUGAUUACAACUGUGUAUCUUCUGCAACUGGUGCAAAAGCAGAGUGAUGGCCUCAGCUUCUCCAAUGGCCAGCCAGCUUAAAUCCAACUUCACCUCUCCAAUCACCACCAGACCUGCCUUGCUUUCUCCCAAGGGCCUCUCUGCCUCCCCACUCAGGCUCUUCCCUUCCAAGAGACUCUCUUCCUUCUCCAUCAAGGCUGUCCAAUCUGACAAGCAAAAUUUCCAAGUGAUUCAACCCAUUAACGGUGAUCCUUUCAUUGGAAGCUUGGAGACUCCAGUGACAUCAAGCCCUUUGAUUGCCUGGUACUUGUCCAACCUUCCAGCCUACAGGACAGCAGUCAGCCCACUUCUCAGGGGUGUUGAGGUGGGUCUAGCCCACGGUUACCUUCUGGUAGGCCCGUUUGUCAAGACAGGCCCAUUGAGGAACACUCCCUAUGCCGGAGGAGCUGGCUCUUUGGCUGCUGCUGGUCUUGUGGUCAUCCUAACCCUUUGCUUGACAAUCUAUGGAAUUUCCUCCUUCAAGGAAGGAGAGCCGUCCUCGGCGCCCGCUUUGACAUUGACCGGCCGAAAGAAGGAGCCCGAUCAGCUCCAAACCGCCGAAGGGUGGUCUAAAUUCACCGGUGGGUUCUUCUUCGGAGGCAUUUCGGGCGUCACUUGGGCCUACUUCCUCCUCUAUGUGGUAAACCUUCCUUACUACUUCAAGUAGAUUUGCUGCUUCUUGUCAAACUGUAACCACUCAUCAUGUAAUGUAUGCUACAUUGUUUGUUAAAUAUAUAUUUUAAUGUUUCAUCA
Messenger RNA from Pyrus x bretschneideri (Chinese white pear), 803 nucleotides. Its product is annotated as photosystem I reaction center subunit XI, chloroplastic-like. Gene Ontology annotation, biological process: photosynthesis. Gene Ontology annotation, cellular component: photosystem I reaction center; photosystem I; chloroplast thylakoid membrane. The transcript has 2 exons. NCBI's taxonomy places the organism in Eukaryota, Viridiplantae, Streptophyta, Magnoliopsida, Rosales, Rosaceae. The record is from RefSeq and is a predicted model, not a curated record. The coding region runs from base 58 to 717 and encodes 219 amino acids.